Messenger RNA from Puma concolor (puma), 375 nucleotides. The record is from RefSeq and is a predicted model, not a curated record. Lineage: Eukaryota; Metazoa; Chordata; Mammalia; Carnivora; Felidae.
AUGACCAGCCAGUCUCAGGGGAUCCACCAGCUCCUUCAGGCAGAAAAAAGGGCCAAGGACAAGCUAGAGGAAGCCAAGAAGAAAAAUGGCUGUGCCAGCAGGAAAGAGAAGCGAUUGAAGCAAGCUAAGGAGGAAGCCAUGGCAGAAAUUAACCAGUACAGAAUGCAGAGAGAUAAGGAGUUUGGACUGAAACAAUCUAAGGUAAUGGGGUCUCAAAGUAAUCUCUCAGAGGAAGUAGACGAGCGAACACUCGGGAAGAUAAAAGAAUUGAAUGGAAGCUACAACAAGUACAUGGAAGUCGUGCUGAAACAGCUUUUGAACAUGGUUUGCGACGUGAAGCCAGGAAUCCACGUAAACUACAGAGCUACCCACUAA